Molecule: messenger RNA, 825 nt
Organism: Ascochyta rabiei
Lineage: Eukaryota; Fungi; Ascomycota; Dothideomycetes; Pleosporales; Didymellaceae
Exons: 2
Coding region: 1-825 (274 amino acids)
Source: RefSeq, a predicted model, not a curated record
AUGUCGGCCAUUGUGCGCACCACCCUGGACGUCGCCAGCAAUGUAGGCACUCGCAUUGGACACACCACCAACCGUCUUCUCCCACCGAAGCAGCGUGAAGCUGCUCUUGAGAACCUGCGCGCCUUCUCCCUGCGCAAUCCGAAGCUGGCUUCAUUCCUCGCAGCACAGACUGCCCUAGCUGGUCUACCUAUCCUGCUCUUUCUUGCCUUCGCCAUUGCAACCUUCGUCGUCUCCCUUGUCACCUGCGUGUUCAUCGGUGCCAUUGCCGCCCUCCUAUUCACGCUCUUCGUGACCGGCUUCGCCCUCCUCUUUGUGGUUCUCGUUGUUUUCAUCGGCAGCUGUACAGCUAGCAUCGCCUUCCUGUGGGGACUCGCUGCGUACUUGGUGCUACAGCGGAUCAAUGGCGGUGAGACGCCGGUCCAACCUGGCUCAAAAGUUGGCAAUGCCUUGAAUGAGCUAACAGGCGGAAGACUGCGCGAUCUAGUUGAUCGAGCAGAUGCAGACGCGCAGCAGACACGGCUGGCGAUAGAUUUGUCACAAGACAAGGGGGUACCGAAGGAGCGCGAAACUGGGUGCCAAAACUACGAGGCACGUGGUAGUUCACCACGUCGACGACAUCACGGGCAGACCAACGGGUCUAGCUACGGUGGAGAAGUUGGAGAAGAGGGUGAAGAGGGUGGAGUGCGAAGUGCCGAGAUUGGAACGCGACAUUAUCCAGAAAGCCCGCCUGGAACGCAAGAUCGCAGGAUGAGCGAACAUAGCCCUGCGAUUGUGAGGGUAGUCGACUGGAAACCCGAGUUUCAGCAAGAAGGCCUGACGGCAUGA